AUGCAAGAUAUACUGUGGGGCAUGAAGGAAGAGGAUAAACUUCAUAUUGAGCAAAUUACUGGUUUCACUAGAGGGCAUAUGCCUUUUAGAUACUUGGGGAUCCCUCUACAAAGCAGAAAACUCUCAAAUAAUCACUGCAUGGAGAUAGCUGAUAGAAUAGGUGAGAAGAUGAAGCAUUGGAGUACAAAGCUCUUUAGUUUUGCUGGAAGACUGCAGUUACUGAAAAGUGUGGUAUUUGGAGUUGCAAGCUAUUGGAUGAGCUAUUUGCCUCUACCUAAAAUGGUAACAAAGAAGCUGGAGGCCAUGUGUAGAUCAUUCCUAUGGACAGGAAAAGAAGAAAUCACAAGGAAAUCUCCAGUUGCAUGGGACAGAGUGUGUGGCCCUAAGAGCAAUGGAGGGCUGGAUGUUAUAAACCUGGAAGUCUGGAACAAAGCCUGCCUCACUAAGCUUUUGUGGAAGCUGGCUAGCAAGGAGGAAUCCAUGUGGGUGCAGUGGGUUCACAGAUAUUAUAUAAAGAAUGAGGAUGUAAUGCAGGUGGAAAUCAAGGAAAAUGGAUCAUGCAUCCUUAGAAGCAUUUUCAAAAUGAGGCCUAAGGUGAUUCAGAUGGAGCAAUGGAAAAAGCUGAUUGAGCAAGGUGGUUUCAAAAUGAAAAAUAUGUACCUUGAAUUCCUGGAAAAACACCCGAAGGUUGAAUGGAGAGUUUUGAUGAGGAAAAACUAUGCACGACCAAGGGGAGUGUUCACAAUGUGGCUGGCAUGUAACAAGCGAUUAGCAACCAAAACUAGACUGCAGAAGUUUGGUGUGCAAACUGAUCUCAAGUGUAUUUUCUGUGACUGUCAUGAAACAAUACAACAUUUUUUGUUUGAAUGCAGGGAAACCAAUGAAAUUUGGGAGCAGGUGCUUAGAUGGCUCAACAUGAAGCAUAAGGUGCAGGGGUGGGAGCAAGAACUUAGUUGGCUGACCAAAGUAUGUAAAAGUAGAAAUUGGAGAAGCAACAUUGUUAAAGUGGCUAUUGCGGAGACGAUUUAUGAAAUCUGGAAAAAUCGAAAUGAUAGAGUGUUUCAGCAUCACUAUAAGGAGAACAACACUGCUCAAAAGAUUAUUGAGCUCAUUGUGAAUAGAAUAUGGAUAUACCCAAAAUAUAGGAAUAGAGUAGCUCAAAUGUUAGUUAAAUAA
This is a messenger RNA of Vicia villosa (hairy vetch), 1176 nucleotides long. RefSeq lists its product as uncharacterized. The record is from RefSeq and is a predicted model, not a curated record. The transcript has a single exon. Lineage: Eukaryota; Viridiplantae; Streptophyta; Magnoliopsida; Fabales; Fabaceae. The coding region runs from base 1 to 1176 and encodes 391 amino acids.